Molecule: messenger RNA, 575 nt
Organism: Topomyia yanbarensis
Lineage: Eukaryota; Metazoa; Arthropoda; Insecta; Diptera; Culicidae
Product: general odorant-binding protein 99b-like
Exons: 2
Coding region: 87-506 (139 amino acids)
Biological process (GO): sensory perception of smell
Molecular function (GO): odorant binding
Source: RefSeq, a predicted model, not a curated record
ACGUUCCGGAUUUUACUAUAAAUAUAUAACGCACCGAUCCAGCUGAUUCAGUUAUUUGCAUUCAGUACUACCGUAACUCUGCCAGGAUGAAGUUCUCAGUGGCGCUUCUGCUGUUCGUCGGUUUGGCACUUCACUACUCCGACGGAGCCCUCUACACGGCCGAGGACUACCAGAAGUUUAUCAAGACCUGCGGUAAAAUUCUGCGAACCUCGUCGGAAACCUACCAGCGAUAUAAGGACAAGGACUUUAGCGAAAACUCGGAGCUGUACUGUUUGAUCCGGUGUGUCGGUAUCAGGACCGGUUUCUACGAUGAUGAAACUGGAACCAAUUGGGAGCGAGUUGAGGAACAUCAUUCCGGUAAGCCGGGUUUGAGUGAGUACAAGAAGGCAACCCAGGAAUGUACGGCUGCACUGAAACCGGAGGAUUACGCCGACGAUUACUGCAAAAAAUCGUUCCAGCACUUUGAUUGCGCUAGGAAGGCAUACGACGUGCAUCUUAAGGCGUGAGAGUGAAGAGGGUUGCGAGUAAGCGAGAACAGUUUGGCAAUAAAAUUGACUUUUAUCGAGUGCAAUUCA